Molecule: messenger RNA, 2247 nt
Organism: Eupeodes corollae
Lineage: Eukaryota; Metazoa; Arthropoda; Insecta; Diptera; Syrphidae
Product: modular serine protease-like
Exons: 7
Coding region: 196-2127 (643 amino acids)
Biological process (GO): acrosome reaction; proteolysis
Molecular function (GO): protein binding; serine-type endopeptidase activity
Source: RefSeq, a predicted model, not a curated record
UAUUGAUCAGUCAGAGUCAGAGACGGAGUCGAUCUCAAGCGGUGUAUUAUUCAGCUCGGCUUCGUUAAUAGUUUGGUUUUUUUGGUUUGUCAAUGCUUUGGGAAUAAAAUAAAUUUAAUUUGAUCAGAUUUUUCGUUAUAUUGAUGGUGUAAAAUUCCCUUUUUUCAAUUCUAAGAAUGGAUAACCUAAGUUAAAAUGUCAAUAAACACAUUUUAUAAAUUAAGACUAGUAAUAAUAUUAAUUAUAGUUGAAUUAGUUUCUAUAGGAUCAUGCUGUACUGAUAUAGAAUGGUCUUGUGAUUCUGGCCAAUGCAUUGCUUCGGAUGAACUUUGUGAUGGAAAUACAGACUGUUCGGAUGGGUCGGAUGAGACCGCAGAUGUGUGUAUUCAACAAACUUGUCCAUCAUUUGCUUUUCGAUGUGCCUACGGAGCUUGUGUAGCUAAAUCAGCUGAGUGUAAUGGAAUCAAGGAGUGUGCGGAUAACUCAGACGAAACAAGUUCCUUGUGUCCAGAUAAUUUAAAUUCGAGAAAUACUCUUUGUCAAGACGAUCAAUUUCAAUGCACCUCUGGAGACUGCAUCGAUCUCGACAAUGCUUGCGAUGGUCAUUCUGAUUGUAGGGAUCAAUCCGAUGAAACAGUUGGAGCAUGUGCAUCGUUUAAUUGUCCAACGUUUGCAUUUCGAUGCGGAUACGGUGCAUGUAUUUCAAAAUUUAAAAUAUGCAAUGGCAUUCCCGACUGCAGAGAUGGAUCUGAUGAAACUCGUAAGUUGUGUGGUGAGAAAACUUAUCCCACAUCACCCACAAAAACACCACCUACUAUUGCUGGGCCUACAAGACCAACAAAAAGGCCACCAGUAUCGCCACCACCUACAAGACCACCGAUUCAAGGCUGUAAAGCUCCAAAUAUUCCUAAUUCUAUACUUAAAUACGAAAUGGAGCCAACAAAGAUCAUGAGACCUGGAGAAGAAAUACCUGAUGGUACAUCAAUGGUUUAUGAAUGUGUGGCCGGUUACUACCGUGAGGGACCUCAGUAUAAUUUAUGUUUCGACUCAAAAUGGUAUUCAGUAUUAGAUGCAAGCUGUGUCAAAUACUGUCCUUAUCAUAAGCUCAAGGGUGUUACAUUCAGGGCUUCGUGUGAGAAAGAUGGUAUUUCUGUUAAAUGUGAUGAACGUAUUAGACCUGGUACUUCUGCAAGACUAUCAUGUCAACAUAAAUACCGUAAACCUGCACGAAAUCCUCCUGAUACAUUGGUUUGCCAAGAGGAUGGUCAAUGGGAUUAUGAACCAUUCCGUUGCGAGCCUGUGUGUGGCAAAGAACUUUUGAUAUCGACAGCAUUUUCUGUAAAUGGAAUUGAUACUAAUAUAACUUAUGUGCCAUGGCAUGCAGGAAUUUAUCAAAAUUUUGCUGGAAAUAGAUUUAAGCACGUUUGUGGAGCUACUAUAGUUAGUGCAAAGGUCUUAGUAACAGCUGCACAUUGCUUCUGGGAUUUUGCAAAUCAAAAGGCUUUUGACAAAUCAUAUUUCACUGUUGGAGCUGGAAAGUAUUUACGUGAUUAUUAUGCCAAUGAACGCAAUGCUGAAUUCAAAAACAUAUCCGAAAUUGCAAUUCCCCCAGAUUUCCAUGGCGAUAUCGAGAACUACAAGGGUGACAUUGCUGUAAUUGUUUUGACGAAUUUUCUUACAUUUAGUCCGUUCAUUGCACCAGCUUGCAUAGAUUGGCAACAAGCUGGAGCUAAAGCAAUAAAAAGUAAUAUCUAUGGACAAAUUCCAGGCUGGGGAAUUGAUAACAGCGGAGAUUUUAGUAAAGUUCUAAGAACCAUUGAUGUCCCGUCGACUAGCUAUGCCGAUUGCUUAGAUAAAGUUGGUACACAAUUGGCCAGCGCUGUGACCAAUGAUAAAUUUUGUGUUAUCAAUACUUCGGGAUCAGUUGUAUGCCAAGGGGACAGUGGAGGAGGUUUUAUAGUGAAAACUCUCGUGAAUGGAGAAUAUAUAAAUUAUUUGUGGGGUGUUGUAAGUGGAGGUCUACCACAAGGUAAUAAGUGUUCAGAAUUCGUAUUUGUAAGCUACACGAAUAUUCAAUAUUUUGAGUCGCUUAUUAUGUCACGAAUGAACUCAAAUCGACCGAAAUAAAACCAAAUGGACUAUUCUAAAGUAGAAAUACUGUAAAUGGUUUAUAUUUUAGGUAUUAAGUAAGUUUGUUUAGGCUAUAUUUGAUUAAGUGAUAAAAUAAAAUACCGACUUUUUAACAGA